GAUGGGCUUGGAUUCAUGGUAGGAAAGGACAGGUAUAAAAUGCAUCUGGCAGAGGCUGCUGACACAGUGGAAAAAUCAAGCUGCAACAACCACCGGGCAGUAAAUCAAGCUAAUGCUGCUCAGCACAAGCUGGAGUCCACCGGUAUUGGGGGAGUUGCCUGUGCCCAGCACGUCACUUGCAGACAAAUGAACAUGGACUACGCCCUUUGUGAGGCUUCCCGGCACAACAUGGAAGGCAUCACCAGGGCCGUCACCUUCUAUGAUAUCAACUGUCAAUACAACAAACACUUUCGGGUUUGGGUGGAUCGAGGUCGAUUUCUAGAAAUGGCACCGCAACUAACCAUCAUUCCUGGAAUUGGGUUGUGGCACGUUCAUGGCCAUCAGGACAGCUGCUAU
Messenger RNA from Suillus discolor, 396 nucleotides. RefSeq lists its product as uncharacterized. The annotation marks the transcript as partial. NCBI's taxonomy places the organism in Eukaryota, Fungi, Basidiomycota, Agaricomycetes, Boletales, Suillaceae. The record is from RefSeq and is a predicted model, not a curated record. The transcript has 2 exons.